AUGAUAAAACAAUUUAUACAUCCUGAAACAUUCUUAAUUGAAAGUCCACAAGCAGCUUCAAGUUCUUCAUCUGAUGGUAUUAAUCCCCAAAAUCAAAUUCAAAAUCAACCAGUAGUUAAUUUUAACUCAAAUGAAAUUAAUAAUUUAAAUUUUAGAAAAUCAUCACCAAAUUCUUUAAGAGUUUCUAGUUUUACUUAUUCAAGAGCUAUUUCACAAGAUCAUGGUACUGGUAGUAAUAAAUUUCCAACUGUUAAUGCUGGAAAUAAUGGAAAUGGUAGUAAUAAUAAUUUAACUAGUAGCAAAAGGUCUAAUUUUUUAAAAGUUUGUUCAUGGCCAUUUACUCGAUCUGAUACUAUAUUAGAAAAAAAUGAUGAAUCUGUUAUCAAUGAACUGGAUUAUCAUCAACCAAAUAAUAGUGAGUCAAACGAGCAAAAUUUGAAAGCUCCACAAUUUGUAUCUCAUCAAAAUCAUCAAAAACCAUUGGCAGGCAAUCCGACUUUAGUUAAUAAAAAUGAUCAAUCUCAUUAUAAUGAGAAAUUUAGUAAAGUUUUAUUUACAAGAAGAAAGCAUCAACAACAUUUACAACAACAAGCUCAACAACAUACUUUUAAUGAAAAUAUUAGAAGAUGUAUAAUUGUAUCAAAUUUAGAUCAAUCAAUGGGUGUAAAUUCAGUAAUUCAACAAGUUUGUGGAGGUCCUUUAGAAAAAGUUAUUAAAUUACCAAAUAAUCAAUUAGAAUUAUAUUUUAUUUUCCCUCAACAAGCUAAACAAUUUUAUCAAUAUGGUAAAUCUACUGGACUUUUGAUUGUAAAUGGUAUUAAAUUAAAAGUUGAAUGGUCUGAUCAAGAAUUUUAUAGUAAUAAUGGGUAUAUAAAUCAAAAUAUGAAUGAAGAUAUUGAAAAUUAUAAUGGUGUUCCAAAUAAUAAUUCAAAUGUUAUGAUCGCUGGUAUUAAUAAAUCAUCUAUAACUCAACCAUUUUCAAAUAUUGUAUCACCACCAAUGAAUUAUACAUUACCUAAAUUUUUAUAUAAUGAAAUUAUAUCAAAUGGAUGUAGAAGAUGUUUAAUUAUUUCUAAGAUUAUAGUUGGUAAAAAAAUAAGACAAGGUGAUAAAAUGUUUUAUCCAGAACCUGAAAUUCAUUAUUCAAAAAAUUUACAAAUUCAAGAUAUAAAAAAUGAUUUUCAACCAUUUGGAGAAAUAAUGGAUAUUGGUUCAGUUAUUUCAAGAAAAUUAAGUUUUAGUGUAUUUUAUUUUGAUAUUAGAUCUGCUAUUUUAGCUAAAACUGAAUUUGAAAAAAAUGGAAGUGAAUUAAGUGAUAAAUAUAAAGAUUGGAGUAUAUGGUAUGGAAAAGAUAUCACCGAUCGUGCUUGUUUUGUUUUAUGA
Lodderomyces pseudojiufengensis is the source of this 1383-nucleotide messenger RNA. RefSeq lists its product as uncharacterized. The transcript has a single exon. Lineage: Eukaryota; Fungi; Ascomycota; Pichiomycetes; Serinales; Debaryomycetaceae. Bases 1 to 1383 code for a protein of 460 amino acids. The record is from RefSeq and is a predicted model, not a curated record.